AUGCUAGUGAGCGAUGCAGUGAUUCGAACCGACAGGUCGUACAGGUCACGACUGUUCUCUGAAGCUUUCUUGGCAUCGUGCGGAAAGCAUAUGGUUCUGGCACUCUCUGGAGCAUUUCCUGAGCAGGGGAGCUUUCCCUUGGAAGUCUUCCUUCCAGUGGGCUUGCUUCUGGCCAUGCUGGGCUGCUUCCUGGUCACCCGAGACAACAAAGAUGCAAAAAAUGAUACGAAAUCCGGAGCAAAAUCUGAUGCGAAAUCGGUCCGCGAUACGAAAUCCGGGGCUUCGACGACUUCGAUGUUUGCCCCGAGCGAACCCAAAGCUCGACAGGGGCGGCCGCACGAGUUUCAAGCCUCGGCCAAGUCACAGGGACCGCAGCCAACGUUGAUCAACCUUUGUCCCAACCUGGUGGUACCUGAAAAGGUGGAGUGCACCAUCUUGGUUCCCCAGGUUUCAUCUUUGAAGUCCAGCCGGGUGAUUCCGCUCUGCGACCUGAGUGGUGGCACAAUACUUCAGUUGGAGGUGGUUCGACAUCAGCGAAGCGACGAGACCAGGCUAUUGUUGUUCAGCCCCUCACGGGAGAUCCAGUUUGCCACUUGCCAGAAAGCGACUGUUCAAGGUAGCAGAGGCUUCAGUCUUCACGGCCAGGACGCUUCGCGUCAAGCUCUCCUGCGGGGAGUGGAAGGGGGUUGCCUGCUGACGUCACAGCAAAGGGGAAGCAUCCGUUUCCGCAUCAGUUCACCAGGAAGUAUCAAUGCGUCCGACGAUGACGGGCAACUUCUGGCAUACUCCGACCCAGCUUCGGCUGAUGCCCAAGGUCUGCCGCGGCUGACUUUGAAGGUUGGACCGAAGGUUGAUGCAGGUCUGAUGGCAUUGUGCUACGUGGCCAUCGGGCUUUUGAAUGAUGAAAAAUCAAGCAAAACUGGUUGCUGA
Messenger RNA from Cladocopium goreaui, 930 nucleotides. The record is from the annotation of a GenBank genome assembly. NCBI's taxonomy places the organism in Eukaryota, Dinophyceae, Suessiales, Symbiodiniaceae.